This is a messenger RNA of Schistosoma intercalatum, 6058 nucleotides long. The record is from the annotation of a GenBank genome assembly. Lineage: Eukaryota; Metazoa; Platyhelminthes; Trematoda; Strigeidida; Schistosomatidae.
AUGCGUGCGCUGAAAUCUUAUUAUCGUAUUUACCGGCUUUGUGGUGUACCUUGUUUCCCUACACCUGUUUCUCGUUCGUGUGCUGUCAAACCAUCAUGGUUGCCCGAAGAUCUUACAGAACAUUUUGAUGCUUUUAAGAAAAAUAUAAUAUUCGAGUAUGAAAACGUCACUAAACUCAUGACAUCUGGGGCAAAAGAAUGUGACCUUAUUCCUUUAUCUGAAUGUUGGAAGAAUUUAAGACCAAUAGUAGAUGUGAUUGAAGAACUGGAUAUAUUACUUGAAGCUGAUAAAGAAGUAGACCAAUUAGUGGCAGAUAUUGUCGGUACUGACACUGAGGAUGAUGUUGAUGAUUUAAAAGCGAUUGCUGAGUUGGAACGUAAACAAAGAAAUGUUCAGCGUGAAGCGUUGGAAAAAAAGCUCCUUAGUUUGCUACUUCCGACUGAUGAACGUGAUCUUAAUUCAGCUGUAAUAAUGGAACUAUUCGCUGGGGCUGGAGGUAAAGAAGCUGGUUUAUUUGCUCAUGAUUUAAUGAAUAUGUAUCAUGCUUUCGCCAUACAACGAAAUUGGUCCUUUACUGUUUUACACAAAAAUGUAAUGUCGAGUGAAGAAUGUGCUCCAUCCCAUAAUGAAACUUCACUUUCCUAUAUUCGUAUUGAAAUUGAAGGUGAACCAACUACAGAAUCCGGUAUAAUGUCGUUUGGUGCUUAUGGUCAGUUAAAAUGGGAGGCUGGCGUUCACCGUGUUCAACGUGUUCCUGUUACUAGUAGUCAGAAUAAGAUUCAUACUAGUACAGUAGCAGUAUCGAUACAACCUAAGUAUGACGAUGUUGAUAUCGAUAUUCCUGAUAAUGAUUUAAAAUGGGAAUUCCAUCGCCCAACCGGUCCUGGCGGUCAAAAUGUGAACAAGUCGACUAGUGCAGUUCGCCUGACACAUUUGCCAACCGGUAUAGUCAUUUCAUGUCAACGUGAACGUUAUCAACAUAUAAACAAAGGUUUGGCAUUAGACAUGCUCAAGGAAAGGCUUCAUGAAAUUCAUUCAAAAUCGCAGUCUCACUUAAUUGAUUCCAUCCGUCGAUCUCAUUUGGGAAAUCUAGAUAGAUCAGAAAAAAUUCGAACUUACAAUUUUCCACAAGAUCGUAUAACAGAUCAUCGGUUAAACGACUCUUGGAAUAAUUUAUACAGAUUUAUGAAACAAGCUGUUGGAUUAAGUGAAUACGAAACUUUUAUGGCAGCAUCCUUAAGAGACGAUGAGCUGCGGAGGGAACUCAAGGCUUUGGGCUUUGAUCCAGGUCCAAUAACGGCAACUACGAGGUCUGUUUAUAUAAAAAAACUCGAAAAGCUCCAAAAGGAGAAGUCAUUCACUGUGGGUAUUUCAACACAAGAAGCGUCAGAAACACCUAAACAAAUAUCUAAGUCACGCAAAUCAACUGGGACUAUAAAUUCAAGCUCUUCAGGAACACAAGGUUCCAGUGUAAUCAGUCGUAAGCAUACAACUAUCGAAUCGAACCAUGACAUAGGAACAGAGAAUAAACACUUUUCCAGUAAACAAUAUUCAAAAUCCAAGCCACCUCUUACCGGACAUAAUGUGGAUUUAUCUGAACCUUACACUGACAUACUUCCGAGCUUAAUCCCAAUAGGAACAUCUCAAGCGGAACCCGUGAAUAAGUUUCGUAACGAUUCUGAUAUGAUCAAUUCAGUUUCUUCACAUAAGCAGUAUCCUGCACAAAGAUUUUCACGUGACCUCAAUCAGAGCUCAGUUGAUUAUACACCCACCAGGAAAACGUAUAUUUAUAUUAAGGAUGAUUCUGUAGACGAUGAUACAGAUGAGGAAUUAUCAAAACCAAGUUCGAUGUCAUCCACCUUGUCCAGAGUUACUGGUUGGCUCAAUCGGAGUGCCCAUGAAUUUACGAAACCUAGGUCUUCAAGGGAUGAGUCUGUUUAUGAAAAAUCCAAACUUAGUGUUCGUCGUUCCUCACACAGCAAUGACCGUUUACAAAUAUCAGAUACAGAUAGUUCUGAUAUAGAAAAGUCCACUCAGAGCCCUUUCUUCAAGAGACUAUAUUCCUCUCCAUUCAGGAACAUGAAAUCGCGAGAUACUGGAAUCACAACGUCUCCUGGUCUUCUCUUCACUCCACCAUCUAGGAAUCUUGAUAAGCCGACAUAUCACGGUGUUUCUAUUUUAUCUGAAGAUACUGAUUUCAAUGAUCUUGUUCGUAGCCGAAAGCAGCGUGAUCAAAAGAACAGCUUUUCAAAUUAUUUCUUAUUUGGGAAGCAUUUCCCUUGCAGUGUCUCAAAUAUCCCUAAUUUGAUUCUUAUUUCAAGCAUAAUCGUGUGUUUCAUGUUAGUUGCAAGUUAUUUAUUCUUGAAGGAUCACCAUGGAGAAGUUGGUAAAAUGGCAGAUGUACAGAAGUUGCUUUGUCGAUCUCCAGGCGACUACAAUAAUAGUCUUACAAAAGGCUUACAUCGCUGCCUACAUGAAGAUGAUCUAACUGCAUCCUUAUGGGUUCUUGGGAUUUUAUAUGAUAUUCUCAGUCGUUACGCUGGAGAGUUUUACUGUAAAGUUGGAGUUUUAACUAGUCCUCGUCUAGAUGUAUCUUCUGCUGAACGUUUAGUUGAGCACAGCUUACAAAUGAAAGGCUGGCCAACAUUUCCGAAAACUGAUUUUCGUCGGGUGUGGGAUAAUACACUUUAUGUGUUACUUCAUGUUGGGAAGACACAUUUUAGUCUUGUUGCUGUUGACGUUAGCAAAUCUGAACUAGGACCACUCAAUCGAGUAAUCCAAAUCACUGAACUUGAAAGUCUUAAACCAUAUUUUCCUGGCGUUUGUCGACUCCGACGGUGUUUUCAAUGGUUUGCUGGUGUAUGCGUAACUUUUUUCUGGAUCGUAUUAGUUUGUGUGAUUAUUUUGGGGGUUUGUUAUGGAGUUUAUCUACUUCGCUCUAGAAAAUUACGCGCAUUAGAACGUAAAAACUGUCGAGUAAGAGAACUGGUGGCAGAAGUAGUAUACUUGCUACAAGAUCAGUUACGAGAAAAUGAAGCCAGUGCUAAUCAGCCUCCUUAUGUUCCUGUCUAUAUGAUACGUGACCGCUUGCGUCAAAAACAUCACGACUUAGAUCGGUUGUGGCCUGAAGUUACGCGUUAUGUUUAUGAAGUAGAAACUUGUAUCGGUGUACAAGAAUGGAGAGGUGUAGGUGAAACAUGGCAGUGGCAAAGCGGCACAGGUUGGCAAGGUUCUGCACUUAUGGACACGUCACAGAAGCCAAGUUUUAUUGUUCCCCCAACGGAGUGCCUGAAAAUAAGGAAUAUGUUUUCUACUGAAAGUAUCGAUGAACGUGGACGUAAAAGAAUCAAACGCGAACUCUUAAAAAAAUUAAUGCCUUGUGGGUCCAUUUUACACAUAGGUUUAGAUAGUGUUGGAAUAAAUGUAAGUGAUUUGCUAAAAUUGUUGGAGCAAUGCCGUCAAACAAGGGUUCUUCAUAUUACUUAUUUUUAAAUCCUAGUUUUCAGCUAACUCCAAUUACAUAAAUUUGGAUAUCCUGAUUGUUGUAUUAGUUUUUAAAAUAAAUGUUGUUUGGCCACUGGUGCACAGAUUUGUACAUGUUUUUUUGGUUGGAAUAAUUGGAAAUUGAACCAAAAAGCUAAAUACCUAACAGCAUCUGAUUUCCAAACAAUUAUCCAUCUUAAAAAUCCCCUAAUUUAUUUUCCGUGUGUGUUUACGAAAUGUUUUCAUUCAUCCUCUAGUCGUUCUUUAAAAUAAUCAUGCUAAUUUUCAGCUUUAGUGAAUGUUUUGCUCUCAAAGGCAUAUGGUUUAGUUAAGUUUUUCAGAAAUGGGUUUUAUGGAGAUUGCAGUAAUUUAAAAUUUGAAUUCAUGAGCUUUCACUGUCGUUCUAAACCACAUAAUUAGCACCUACUUUAUAUAGAAGUUGGCGUUUUAAUUAUUUCACAGGAAACAAUCCAGAAAACCUCAGUUUUCAUGCAAUUGGUUCCCUUUAUUUAACCUCAGUUUUCCCUCAUAAAUUGAUAUAAUCACUUAAUUCUAUUUUAUUGAGACUUAGCGACAUAGCGACAAAAAACGAUAAAUGAAACAUCAUCUACAAAAUAAAUUGCACCAGUUGUGAAAAGUGUUACUAUUGAACAUAGUGAACUCCCUCUCUGCCUACGCAUAGAUGAACUUUGAUUAGUAGUGAUGUGUCUAAUGACAGUAAAGGCUUCACUAAUAAACCAUUUAGCUCAGAACAUAACGCCUGGAAUUUUCUGGUAGGAUCUACUGACUUGAGAUUACAGUUCUAUUGGGUCUAGAUUCUAGUUUCGGAAAGAACAAAUAAUUAUUUAGAAUUGAACGAUAUAAUCGUUUUUGAAGUUUUCAAAACUUAUUUUGAUAACAUAACAUUGGCUAUUUUUAACUGGGAUAAGGCGGUAUUCUAGUACACUUAUAACUUUUUUGUUAUUGACUAGUGUUGUUGAAUAGUUUACUACUAGUGAACAAGGCAGCAUUGUUAUUGGCGUUCCUACCGGUAAAAUAGACGCGGAAGUUUCUACGGGAAGUUUUUUCUUUUUUGUCUAGAGACAAAGUUACACUUCAAUUGAUACUUGAGUAAUUUAACGUAUGUGAGGAACCAGCGUUCUAAAAUCGAAUUUUCUAAGAUUUGCUACGAGUAUUAUGUGAUGAUUUUUUCGAAAGAUAGCGUGUUAUUUUUACUUAUUAGUUCUACAAGACCCGUAAAAACUCAUAUUUUUAGUUUCAUUGAUAUAUGAAGGUUAGCGCUACAGUCUAUCUGUGGAUGUGAAAUUAAAUGGGGUUGGUUAAGAAAAUACAAAGUUCCGUCCCAGUUAUCCGAUGUUAUUUUCAGAUCUCGUCUGUGGGACAGUAAUAUUUACUGAAUACAAAUAGAUCCAGUUAAUAUGUAGAAUAUUGACCACUACCAUUAUAUGAUGAACUAAAAGCUAUUUGUGAAAUAGCUGUAAUAACCACCUAAGGAAUCAGUUGUUGUUGCACAGUUGUCUCAAGUGGAGCAUUUCAUCUCAAUGGAUGAAUGUGCAGAUAUAUGGGAGAUCAAUCCCACCUAAAUUUUGAAUUAAUGAAUGAUUUGUAAUUUAUAUCCUUUUAUGAUUCAUCGUGCAUUUAACUAGUAGAUAUUUAAAUUGGUUCGACCGUUUUUGUCAAUCAUUCAUCCAAACAAACCGUAGUCUCACAGUGAAGCCUGUUACAAAAUGUGGUUCAUGUUAAUGGACCUCUGUAAAUAUACAUUACAAAACAUCAUUACAUGAAUCGUAGUGAAAUAAUAUUUUGCGUUACCCGAUUGAUGUUAAGAAAGGAGCCAAACUGUGAACUUACUGACGAUAAUAUUAUGAUAUCUGAUAGUCUAAACAUGUGUUUCAGUUGAGAAAUAAUUCAUCCUAUGUUUAACCUAUAAAUAUUUAGCUAGCUGUGUUACACUUCUAAACGUAGCAUCAGUUUUAUCUGAAGGCAUGAAACCAACGUGAAUAUAUCUUUAAUUUGUUCAAACGAUAUUUUUUUAGUCGUAAAUAGAUAUCUGUUGUGAAUUUUCGGCUUUCUCGAUUUUUUCAUCUCAGGGAUUGGUGUAUGUAAAGUGUGCAGAUCCGGAAACUGCAGGUCGCGUUUUCCACUCGAUACAUGCUAAUUAUUUUGAUGGUCGUUUGUUGACUGUAAAGUUCUUACGGGAUAAUAAAUAUUGUUUACGCUUCCCUGAGGCUCAUAGUAUAAAACAGCCACUUCAAAUAGAAGAUUUCGAAUGAAUAAUCAGUAGUCGUGUGUAUUACAAAUUGUUAAAAAGAUGUGUUGUACUAUAAUUCUACCUAACAGUUUUUAAUGAGUUUCGUUUUUGAUAUGUAUACUUAAAAUUGUUCGGUGUUCCACUUUAUAAAACAGCAUUUACACAACAUAUAUUAUUACCACUACAUUUUCCAGUCUUUUUUAAUGCAUUUUUCAUUUAUGUUAUUAUUUACUUUGUAGAGUUUGUAUAUUUGUUUAUCAAUUUACUGUAUUUUUAAGCUUUGUAAUCUUGCGUUUAUAUUUUCUGAAUAAAUUAUAUACUGUU